Messenger RNA from Cervus elaphus (red deer), 11219 nucleotides. RefSeq names its product autophagy related 2B (gene ATG2B). Lineage: Eukaryota; Metazoa; Chordata; Mammalia; Artiodactyla; Cervidae. The transcript has 42 exons. Gene Ontology annotation, biological process: piecemeal microautophagy of the nucleus; autophagy of mitochondrion; autophagosome assembly. Gene Ontology annotation, molecular function: phosphatidylinositol-3-phosphate binding. Gene Ontology annotation, cellular component: extrinsic component of membrane; phagophore assembly site. The record is from RefSeq and is a predicted model, not a curated record. Bases 467 to 6703 code for a protein of 2078 amino acids.
CUCGCGCACGCGCCGCGCCGGGAACGUCCCAGAGCCGGGAGCGCGCGCCCCGCGGAUGACAACAAAUUCGUUGCGCGGCCUCUGUGGAGGUGUCCGCCUCACCGUGGCCUCAGGCCCUGCCGUCUCCCCGCGUGCUCUCUUGUACCUUCUCUCCAGUGCCGACUAGGACCCUCCUCGGAUACCUCCCGGCCCCCGGGCUUGGGGCUAACAGGGACUCUUCCGCGACUUGUGCCCUCCAGGCCUAGCGCGAGCGGCGCCGCACAGGCGAUGGGGUCGCCCUGAGGGACGCCCGACGCCGAGCGGGCAUGGAGGGGCCUCCCCGGGCUUAGGCUUCGCCGAGGCCUGGGCAGGCCGGCCCCGGGACGCCGCCGCCGCUGCCCCAGCCGCGGCCUGGAGCAGGAGCCUGGCCGGAGCCCCCAGGCCGGAGCCGCCCGCAGCCCUGCCGGCCCAGCUGCCAGCCCUCAUCAUGCCUUGGCCGUUUUCGGAGUCCAUCAAGAAGAGGGCCUGUCGGUACCUCCUGCAGAGGUACCUGGGCCACUUUCUGCAGGAGAAGCUGAGCCUGGAGCAGCUCAGCCUGGACCUGUACCAGGGCACCGGGUCCCUCGCUCAGGUCCCCUUGGACAAAUGGUGUCUCAAUGAGAUCCUGGAGUCAGCAGAUGCACCUUUAGAAGUCACGGAAGGAUUCAUACAGUCAAUUUCUCUGUCCGUUCCAUGGGGCUCCUUGUUGCAGGACAAUUGUGCACUGGAAGUGAGGGGGUUAGAAAUGGUCUUCCGACCUCGACCCCGCCUAGCAUCUGGUUCUGAGCCCAUGUAUUGGUCGAGCUUCAUGACCAGCAGUAUGCAACUGGCAAAAGAAUGUCUUAGCCAGAAACUAACAGAUGAACAAGGAGAAGGAUCCCAGCCUUUUGAAGGACUUGAAAAGUUUGCUGAAACCAUUGAAACAGUACUAAGAAGAGUAAAAGUCACUUUUAUAGACACUGUCUUGAGAAUUGAACAUGUGCCAGAAAAUUCCAAAACUGGAACUGCACUUGAAAUUCGAAUAGAAAGAACCAUGUACUGUGAUGAAACUGCUGACGAGUCCUCAGGAAUUAACGUACAUCAACCCACAGCUUUUGCUCACAAGUUACUUCAGCUCUCUGGGGUGUCUCUCUUCUGGGAUGAGUUUUCUGCAUCUGCAAAAUCCUCCCCAGUGUGUUCAACUGCGCCAGUGGAAACGGAGCCAAAGCUGUCACCUAGCUGGAAUCCAAAAAUCGUUUAUGAGCCUCACCCACAACUAACAAGGAGUUUGCCAGAAGUAGCACCCUCUGACCCAGUGCAGAUAGGAGGGCUCAGUGGUAGGCUAGAGUUGAGUCUCACAUUGAAACAGAAUGAAGUACUUCCUGGAGCUAAGUUGGAUAUUGAUGGACAGAUAGACUCUAUACAUCUAUUCCUGUCACCCAGGCAGGUGCACUUGCUUUUGGACAUGUUAGCAGCUAUUGCUGGACCAGAAAAUUCAAGCAAAAUAGGGUUAGCUAAUAAAGAUAGAAAAAAUCGACCCAUGCAGCAAGAAGAUGAAUAUCGAAUUCAAAUGGAAUUGAACCGGUAUUAUUUGAGGAAAGAUUCCCUCUCUGCCGGCGUGUCCUCAGAGCAAAGCUUUUAUGAGACAGAAACGGCUCGUACACCUUCUAGCCGGGAAGAAGAAGUUUUCUUCUCCAUGGCUGAUAUGGACAUGUCACAUAGUCUCUCUUCUCUUCCACCUCUUGGGGAACCCCCAAAUAUGGACCUUGAGUUAUCAUUGACUAGUACAUAUACAAACACCCCAGCAGGAUCUCCGUUAAGUACUACUGUGCUUCAGCCAACGUGGGGAGAUUUCCUUGAUCAUCAUAAAGAACAGCCAGUAAGAGGAUCAGCGUUACCAUCCAACCUAGUUCACCCAGCAUCUUUACAAAAGACUGCUCUCCCCUCUAGGUCUGUUUCAGUGGAUGAAUCUAGGCCUGAACUCAUUUUUAGAGUAGCUGUGGGAACGUUUUCAAUCUCUGUGCUUCACAUUGAUCCUUUAUCUCCACCUGAAUCAUCACUGAACGUUAAUCCAUUGACACCAAUGGCGAUAGCUUUCUUUACUUGUAUAGAAAAGAUUGAUCCAGCACAAUUUUCAACAGAAGAUUUUAAGUCUUUCCGAGCAGUAUUUGCAGAAGCUUGCUCACAUGAUCACCUUAGAUUUAUAGGCACUGGCAUCAAAGUGUCCUAUGAACAAAGACAAAGAUCUGCUUCCCGAUAUUUCAGUACUGAUAUGUCCAUUGGGCAAAUGGAACUUCUGGAAUGCCUGUUUCCAACUGAUUUUCAUUCUGUUCCUCCUCACUAUACAGAGCUUUUGAUGUUCCAUUCCAAAGAACGAACUGAUUCUCACCCCCCUGUGUGUCUUCAGCUUCAUUAUAAGCAUUCUGAGAAUAAAGGACCUCAGGGUAGUCAAGCAAGACUUAGUUCCGUUCCUCAGAAGGCAGAAUUACAGGUUAAGUUAAAUCCAGUGUUUUGUGAGCUGGAUAUCAGUAUUGUGGACAGGUUAAAUUCCUUGCUUCAACCACAGAAACUCACUACAGUGGAGAUGAUGGCAUCGCAUAUGUAUACUUCAUAUAAUAAGCAUAUUAGUUUGCACAAAGCUUUCACUGAAGUAUUUCUAGAUGAUUCACAUAAUCCUGCAAACUGCCGGGUAUCAGUACAAGUUGCCACGCCAGCAUUAAACCUUUCUGUUCGCUUCCCAAUACCUGAUCUUCGAUCAGAUCAAGAGAGAGGACCAUGGUUCAAGAAGUCACUUCAGAAGGAAAUUCUUCAUUUAGCAUUCACAGAUCUAGAGUUUAAAACUGAAUUCUUAGGAGGAUCAACCCCUGAACAAGUUAAAUUGGAACUUACAUUUAGAGAACUAGUUGGGUCAUUCCAGGAAGAUAAAGGAGAACCAUCUAUUAAGUUUUUCCAUGUGGCUAGUGGAGGAGAUGGAGAUACAACGUCAUCAGAUGACUUUGACUGGCCGCGAAUUGUACUGAAAGUGAACCCACCAGCCAUGCAUUCCAUUUUGGAGAGAAUGGCAGCUGAGGAGGAAGAGGAAAGUGACGGCCACUAUCAGGAGGAAGAGGAGGGAGGCGCUCAUUCCCUGAAGGAUGUCUGUGACCUGAGGAGACCAGCCCCGUCUCCCUUCUCUUCCCGCAGGGUCAUGUUUGAAAAUGAACAGAUGGUGAUGCCAGGAGAUCCUGUAGAAAUGACAGAGUUUCAGAAUAAAGCAAUCAGCAAUUCUCACUAUGUGCUGGAACUUACGUUACCCAAUAUUCAUAUAACACUACCUAAUAAAAGCUUUUAUGAGAAGCUUUAUAAUAGGAUCUUUAAUGAUUUGCUGCUAUGGGAACCAACAGCUCCUUCACCAGUAGAGACAUUUGAAAAUAUUUCAUAUGGUAUUGGACUUUCAGUAGCCAGUCAGCUGAUUAAUACCUUCAGCAAGGAUAGUUUUAGUCCAUUUAAAUCUACAGUUCACUAUGAUGAGGAAAGUGGAUCUGAGGAGGAGACUUUGCAGUAUUUUUCUACUGUUGAUCCCAAUUAUCGUUCUCGUAGGAAAAAAAAACUAGACUCUCAGAACAAGAACUCACAGAGUUUUCUCUCAGUUCUUCUGAGUAUUAAUCAUGGGUUAAUGGCAGUGUUUACAGAUGUAAAGCAAGGUAAUGGAGAUCUGUUGGAAAACAAGCAUGGUGAAUUCUGGUUAGAAUUCAACAAUGGUUCAUUAUUUUGUGUGACAAGAUAUGAAGGUUUUGACGACAAGCACUAUGUUUGCCUUCAUUGUAGCAGUUUCAGUCUCUACCACAAAGGCAUAGUGGAUGGAGCAGUUCCUUCUACAGAAACACGACUGCCUAGUUCAACCCGCCCACAUUGGUUAGAACCUACUAUUUAUUCCUCUGAAGAAGAUGGCCUCAGUCGAGCUUCUUCAGAUGGUGUUGGAGGAGACACUUUGAAUAUGCUGUCUGUUGCAGUUAAAAUACUGUCGGAUAAAUCAGAGUCCAAUACAAAGGAGUUUCUCAUUGCUGUAGGGCUAAAAGGAGCCACUCUCCAGCAUAGAAUGCUUCCUUCUGGGCUUAGCUGGCAUGAACAGAUUUUAUACUUCUUGAAUAUUGCUGAUGAACCUGUUCUGGGAUACAACCCUCCAACUUCAUUUACAACCUUUCAUGUCCAUCUUUGGAGCUGUGCACUUGAUUACAGGCCUCUUUAUUUGCCAAUCCGAUCUCUUCUUACUGUUGAAACAUUCAGCGUUUCAAGUAGUGUCGCCUUGGAUAAAUCAUCAUCUACUCUCAGAAUAAUUUUGGAUGAAGCUGCUUUACACCUGUCUGACAAGUGUAAUACUGUUACUAUAAAUUUGAAUAGAGAUUAUGUUCGUGUGAUGGAUAUGGGACUUUUGGAAUUAACCAUAACUGCAGUGAAGUCUGAUUCCAAUGGAGAGCAAACUGAACCACACUUUGAAUUGCACUGUUCUAGUGACGUUGUCCAUAUUAGAACGUGCUCAGACUCUUGUGCUGCACUAAUGAAUCUAAUUCAAUACAUUGCAAGCUAUGGGGACUUACAUGCCACUAACAAGGCGGACGUGAAACCAGGAGCUCCUCAAAGAAAGGUGAAGGUAGAUUCUGUUGGUCGGUCAUCCUCACGUGGUCCAGUACUUCCUGAAGCAGAUCAGCAGAUACUACGAGAUUUGAUGAGUGAUGCAAUGGAGGAGAUUGACAUGCAAGAAUCAGCUUCAUCUGUAAAACCACAGUCUAAUGGUGUUUCUGAUGAAAAAUCUCAAGUUCAGGAACCAUGUUGUUCAGACCUCUUCCUGUUUCCUGAUGAGAGUGGAAACGUGUCCCAGGAGCCUGGUCCCACUUACACCUCAUUCACCCACCACUUGAUUAGUGAUGCAGUGACAGGCGUGCCCACGGAAAAUGACGACUUUUGCAUUCUUUUUGCACCAAGAGCAACCAUUCAGGAGAAGGAAGAAGAACCAGUUGUAAAAAUAAUGGUUGAUGAUGCAAUUGUGAUAAGAGAGAAUUAUUUUAGUCUGCCUGUUAAGAAGACAGAUACAAGCAAAGCCCCGUUACACUUUCCCGUUCCUGUUGUUCGGUACCUGGUUAAAGAAGUCUCUCUUGUUUGGCAUCUUUAUGGAGGAAAAGAUUUUGGAACAGCCCCUCCUACUUCUCCAGCUAAAAGUUAUAUUAGUCCCCAUAGCUCACCUUCUCACACACCUACAAGACAUGGACAUAAUAUGGUCUGUGGGGGAAAAGGAAGAAACCAUGACUUUUUAAUGGAAAUACAGUUAAGCAAGGUGAAGUUUCAGCAUGAGGUCUACCCGCCCUGCAAACCAGAAUGCGCGUCUAGCCUCGUGGAGCACCCGGUGUCCCGGCAGGUGUUCAUCGUGCAGGAUCUGGAGAUUCGGGAUCGUCUGGCAACGUCACAAAUGAAUAAAUUUUUGUACCUGUAUUGCAGUAAAGAAAUGCCUCGGAAAGCUCAUUCCAACAUGUUGACAAUUAAAGCAUUACACGUGCGCCCAGAGUCUGGCAGGUCCCCACAGGAGUGCUGCCUAAGAGUGUCACUAAUGCCACUUCGCCUCAAUAUUGACCAGGAUGCCUUGUUCUUCUUGAAGGAUUUCUUCACAAGUCUUUCUACAGAAGUAGAGCUUCUCAUGACUCCAGAUCCAGAAGUUAAAAAGUCUCCUGGGGCUGAUGUCACCUGCAGUUUGCCAAGGCAUUUAAGCACCUCAAAAGAGCCAAAUCUAGGUCUUUCUUUCCCUGGGCCAAAGCAGCCUUCCCCAAAUGGCAGUGCCAAUUCAGUGCAAGCGGUUAAUGGGGAAGAAGAGAAGGACUUCUCUCCUGAAGAAGCAUUGUUUAGUGAUCAGCCUGUGUUUUUUAGAGAAUUUAGAUUCACAUCAGAAGUUCCUAUUCGACUUGAUUAUCAUGGGAAACACGUAUCAAUGGAUCAGGGUACAUUAGCUGGGAUUUUGAUUGGUCUCGCCCAGUUAAACUGCUCUGAACUAAAGCUGAAGAGGCUUUUCUAUCGGCAUGGUUUGCUAGGUGUGGACAAAUUAUUCUCAUAUGCAAUCACCGAAUGGCUUACUGACAUUAAGAAGAACCAGCUGCCAGGAAUCCUGGGAGGCGUUGGGCCUAUGCAUUCACUAGUACAACUAGUGCAAGGCCUCAGGGACUUGGUCUGGCUGCCCAUCGAGCAGUACCGAAGGGACGGCCGCAUCGUCAGGGGCUUCCAGAGAGGCGCGGCCUCCUUCGGCACCUCGACGGCGAUGGCUGCCCUCGAGCUCACGAACAGAGUGGUUCAAACCAUACAGGCAGCGGCAGAGACUGCGUAUGACAUGGUGUCUCCAGGCACCCUUUCUAUCGAGCCCAAGAAGGUCAGAAGGUUCCCCCAUCACCGGUUAGCCCACCAGCCAGUGGACCUGAGGGAAGGGGUGGCCAAGGCCUACAGUGUCGUGAAGGAGGGACUCGCAGACACGGCUCAGACCAUUUACGAAACGGCCGCUCGGGAACACGAGAGCCGGGGGGUGACGGGCGCGGUGGGGGAAGUCCUGCGCCAGCUCCCCCCGGCCGUGGUGAAACCUCUGAUCGUUGCCACAGAAGCGACAUCGAACGUCUUGGGUGGCAUGAGGAACCAGAUCAGGCCAGAUGUCCGGCAGGACGAGUCACAGAAGUGGCGCCAUGGGAACGAGUGACGGUUCAGACGCGACUCUCGGUGACGACGAGGGUGGAGAUGCGGGGCAGAGGGUCCCACCAGCUGCUGCAGAGGGGACUCAUUUACUAUUAUCACGCUCAUCUCAGGAACAAAACCAUUUCUUAGUGAAAUAAUUUAGCAUCAAAGCAACAUGCAACCAAAACCUUUUGACAUUUUAGGGCUAGUUGGUACUUGCGAGUAGACAUGUUUGGUGGCUGGUGUCAAAAGUCCGUAAAGCAUUUGCUGCCAAGUUAGUAGAAUGCUUGCUUUUAUUAAAAUGACUGUAAUUUUCCUCGUUACAGACAAGCUAUCAUUGGAAACCUCCUUUUACAGUACAGGGUGCUCAGAAGCGUUUUGAGUACUUUGAAAGCACUAUAUUUAUGUUGCUCCAAGGAGUUGAUUUUUCUCCAUGUUUAAAGAGAAUCACAGCUUCGAAACUUUCAUUAAAAAUGAGAGACAGAAGCCACAGGGAAAAUAAAGCAAAUAGGAUUUUCAAUGUAAAUAUCAGUGAGGAAAAAAUAACCCAGUCUGUUGGAUUUAGUGUUCACGCAGUCAAGAACGUCGUUUCCACUUGCUCAGAAAAUCCUUCUAUGGGAGUUUGAGAACGUGAAUGUCGCAGACUUGUUCUGUUGUGUUGCACUUUAUUAUGUGUAUGUGUGUGUGUGUGUGUGUUUAGAUUAAUACAAGUCAUGUACUAUAUUCUACAUGUAAUUUACAGAGUUACACAAACUAUAAGGAGGACUAAGUAUGAAGGUUUUUGGCAAAGGAAGGUAACUCAAAUGUAGUAACUUUCGUUUAUUCUAAGUAUAAUGAAAAUGUCAUUCUAUAAUGAACUGGGGCCCAUAUAAUUGUUUGUUUAUUCAAAUUUAAGCAGGUAUAGUGCAAGCUUAUUAGGGGUGUGUGGAAAGGGAGAUUGAAAGUGGUUUUUACUUUUUUGAAAUUAACCAAAAAAUCCUCCAAAUAUGCCCUAGUCAGCUAUUUUGAAGCACCAUUUUUACUUGGUUAACAGUGUACAUUUUGAUAUUCUGUCAGGAAUGAAUAAAAGUAUUUUUAUUUAAAGGUAAAGUUGUUUUAUGCUUCCAUGAAUAGUUUGCUUCUCUUAGAGCAUAUUCAUAGAUGCAAUGCUAGGAUUUACUCCAAAAUCCUUGGGAACACUUUCUCAAAAUUGAUUUUGGUUAAUGUUAAGCAGAUCAUUACCUAGAUGUGAGAAGGAAAUUGUUCUCCAGAACUCCUUCUCUGACUUUAGAUUAAUCUAGCAGAAAGAAAACAUAGGAUUUUGUAUUCAUCCUGUAUUUAAAGUGUCAUGAUGUGAGCUCUCAUUUCCUAGAAUGGGGGGGAUGUCAUCGAGUUGAAGUUGAAUUUCAGAACUACUUUCAGUUUGGGGUUUGAAAAAUGACAUUGGAUCAGUUUCAUUCUUGAAACUUUCUACGAGAAAGCAAAAAUCCGAACAUUUAAAAUUGGUAAAAUUUUGUUAAGUAGUGUUUAAGUCUGUCUUGUUCUCUUUUUACUGCUGAAAAACUUGAACGGCCAGUGCUCAGAAAACCACCUGUUGAAGGGUCAGAGGACCACUUGUUACUAGACCCCAGCUGGAUGGAGCCCACCUAGAAUGUGGUCCUGAGUAAACAGGAAUCACGGCUGUUUACUGUGUGAAGCUUCAGCCUGCUUCUGGGGUGCUUUCCGGGCACCCUUGCAUCAGUCCCAGCAUCUUCCCUUGCACGGAACAUGCUGGGUAUGAUAUGUGUGAUAAGGAAUCAAACUGAAAAACGCUCAAAUUUAAAAAUAUAAAAUCUCCUUAACUUUUAAAUACAUUUUCCAUACUGUAUUUAAUUGAACUUAAUUAGUAUAGGGAGAAAUAAUCAUCCUCUUCUCUGUACUCUGAGUUGCAGAUGGACCCAUUUUUUGACAAAUUGGGUUUAUAAGUCCCAUUAAGCAUAUCUUUAUUACGCAAUUUCCAUGGCUCUCUCUUCUGCCCUCCUGUACCUGCUUUUGAUAGAAUCCACCUUUGGGAUCAGAAACCUUGUGUCUCAGAAAGACUUAGUGUCAAGGCGCUGUUCAUGGUCACUUUAAACCAAGAUGCUCUUUACCUGAGAUGUUUACGUGGAAGAACUGUGUGUGUAUUUGAACACUUUGCCAUUGUUAAACAUCCAUAAUUUUUUUGUUUUUUAAUAGUGUCUUUUCUAACUUUUACGCCAUGCUGACACGGUAAAGAGUGUGGCAGGAUGCUUGUGUGGCCAGGUCUGUGACUUACCUAGAGGUGACUUGGCCAAGACAUUCAGCUCUAAGCCUCAGUGUGCCCCUCUGUAAAUGAAGGGGCUUCUUACGACAGCAGAGAUUUUCAGAUGAUUGGAGCAUGCGCACGUGUGCGAGCAAGCGUGCGAGUGUGAAUGAUGGUGUGGGGUGUAGCACUUAGUCGUGGGCCCCAGGCCUGUGACACCUUGAACAGGUGGCAUUGCCAGAGUCCUGGCCGUAUGACACCCACAGAAGCCCCGGCUCCUCCAGGUCUCUGAUCUCUCAGACCAAUGUGUUUCUGAACGGUGCCUUCAAGGCUGACCUCUGAGUGGAGUAGACAGCAUGUCCGUGUAUCGCUGCAUUGAGUCCGUGUGUGUAUCUCCCCGAGGGGCCAGGUAAGCAAGCUUGAUCAGGAAGCAUCAGUGAGUUUCAGAACCUCACAGGGUUACAGGAACACAGUAAGACCGCCUUACAUGAUAAAGGCAGCAGGGGCCAUGGUGACGUCUUCUCUUGAUUCGGGCUGAUUGGGAUCCCCCGAUUUCCUUGUCUGUCCACAGAUGGCUGUCGUUUACUAGUACAAUGUCCGCUCAGCACUCGCCUUUUAGGACAGAUAGGAUGGCAUGUUUUUUGUAGAUAUCGUAGCAAAGACUUCCAUUUUAGUAAAGCUUGAGUCCAAUUUGGAUUCCCACUUAAGCAAGCACAUGUAUGUAACGUCAACAUUUUUAUAAUACAGAACUCAAGAAAAAAAAAAUCUUCCCAAGUAGCAAUGUGCUUAAAAUGGCAAAAAGACAAAAAACUAGUAUUUCUUGCUCCUGCUAUGUGUCACUUUUAAAUGCUGUUGAAAUAGUUUCAGUUUUUAAGGGAAUUACUUUUUAACCAUCUCCUUUAAAAACUGUGUUCUGUAGGUUUAGUGCCUUUGUUCAGUUCUCAAACAGGCAAAACAACUACGUCUGCUGCUUGGGGGCCGCUCGCCGCCCUCGGGUACCGUCGAGUUGGGUCGUGUGCCCCAAACUUGCCCUCACCAGAGACAAGAGACAGGGCAGAGGUGGAGUUCAGCAGUUUUAAACCAGAAGUCCACACUUGCACUAGGUAGUUUUAGGAUUAACAAUUUAUUAUCUUAACAUUAAUUUAGAUCUUAUAUAUAUAUAUAUAUAUAUACACACAUAUAUAUAAAAGCCACAUGACCUGACUUCAGAAUAAUCGUUUAACUCUGCUUUGCUUCAGUUUUCUCAGACCUCCGUGGGGUGUGUUUCCUCAGCUUCAUGGGGACUGUGGCAGGGCUAGUGGUCUGCGGUGAGCAGUCUAUUCCCUGCUUCCCUUCAUGUCCUCUUGACCGACCUAAGACAUGGGAGAAAAUGUCUGUAAACUUCUUUAAGCCUCUUGAAAGUAUAAGGCCCUAUGCAAAUACAAAGUGAUACUUGGUGUCUGCAGAUGCAUCAGUUGGACGUACCCAUUGGUACCGAAUUGAAUAAAUCAAAUAUAAGUUUGUGAGUCUCAGGUUAAAAAGCAAAGUUGUUUAGAUAGUGUAUGAAUAGUGAAGGGGGGAAAAAAAAUCUUACCAAGAAAUCUUGUUUCUUUUUACUGGAAGAUACAGUCAGUCUUUUCAUUGAAAAUAACUGAGUGCUUUAAUGCCAAUUUAUUUUUAUCUCAAUAGUUUCAAAAUCAUGCUAGGCACUCUGCUCCCUGUAAUAGACUUUAUAUGCACAGUUGCAAGUCAGCCAGUUUUAAUCAAAAGAAUUUUCCUUUCAUUGUAGUGUCUACAAGUCAAAAAUACAGAAGGCCUUCUAGUACAUCACAAUUAGCUUCUUUGGGAGGGGGCGGGAUAAGAAAUUUAGGUGAGUUUCGACAAUUCAUAUUUUGAAGUGUCAGCAAUUUUUAAAAACAGAGGUGUUAGACAUUUUUUUUUUGCCUCCAGUACCGUGUUGGCCCCUUUGUUUCAAGCACGUAGCCUCAUAGAAAACACCAGAAUGCUAUCUGAUGUAUUUCAGGAGAUUGUAGAUGUGAUGUUGGCUGACUCAAGGAUAUCUCUAGUGCUGUGUGUGUUGGGGCGGGGGCAGGGUUGAAAUAGCAGCCCCUCCUUUUAAGAAUGUGUUUACUUUGCUGUUUCACAUGUAUUUUGUGUAUAUGAAAUGGCAGCUUCCAGUUUCUAGUUGGAUUUGUCUUACGUUGUUUGUAUAAUUUGCCAGUCACACAGGACUGUUUGCUUUUCCGUUGCAAAAUUUGGUAGGGACUCCAAUUCAGCUCUUAUGUUAAUCCAUCCUGAUUUAUUUUGGACAUUGAAUUGAUCU